This is a messenger RNA of Sphaeramia orbicularis (orbiculate cardinalfish), 1291 nucleotides long. It is a transcript of the gene tmco1, whose product is annotated as transmembrane and coiled-coil domains 1. Gene Ontology annotation, molecular function: calcium channel activity. Gene Ontology annotation, cellular component: endoplasmic reticulum; endoplasmic reticulum membrane; cytoplasm. The coding region runs from base 158 to 724 and encodes 188 amino acids. NCBI's taxonomy places the organism in Eukaryota, Metazoa, Chordata, Actinopteri, Kurtiformes, Apogonidae. The record is from RefSeq and is a predicted model, not a curated record. Gene Ontology annotation, biological process: endoplasmic reticulum calcium ion homeostasis. The transcript has 7 exons.
CUGUUGCGGUGACCUUUCCACUACUGCUGACCCAGCUCUGUCGAAAUACACAUCACCGUAAUGUCCCCACGGUGUUAAUUCUUUUUAAAAGAAAUAUUACAGACCCGCUCUUUCUCCACAGUCAGUUAACGGUGAUAGUAAACGUGACAUUACCGCCAUGAGUACUAUGUUUGCAGACACGAUUCUGAUCGUGUUCAUCUCUGUUUGCACUGCGCUGUUAGCCGAAGGAAUAACCUGGGUUUUAGUUUAUCGGACAGAAAAAUACAAGCGACUAAAGGCUGAGGUAGAAAAGCAAAGUAAAAAACUUGAGAAGAAGAAGGAAACCAUCACAGAAUCUGCAGGACGUCAGCAAAAGAAGAAGAUUGAAAGACAAGAAGAGAAGCUGAAGAACAACAACAGAGACCUGUCUAUGGUGCGCAUGAAGUCCAUGUUCGCUAUUGGCUUCUGCUUUACAGCUUUGAUGGGCAUGUUCAACUCCAUUUUUGAUGGAAGGGUAGUAGCCAAACUGCCAUUCGUGCCCCUGUCCUACAUCCAGGGACUUUCACAUCGCAACCUGCUUGGCGAAGAUUACACUGACUGCUCCUUCAUCUUCCUUUACAUCCUCUGCACUAUGUCCAUCAGACAGAACAUCCAGAAGAUGCUGGGUCUUGCGCCAUCCAGAGCUGCAACAAAACAGGCUGGAGGCUUCCUUGGACCUCCUCCUCAAGCAGCUAAGUUUUCCUGAGCAUCACUGGGGUUCAGUGUUGGUGUUCUGCACUGCCGCUGUGACUGCAGCUGCGGCGCCCUCAUUUGGUUACAGACAGAACUGCUUGUGCUGUUUUGGAGCUGAGGUAUUAUCUGUCGCAGCUGCUGUAACAACCUGUUGUUCAUCUUUUCAUGUGUUUAUUUAACUUAACAAUGAGUCAGCUAGAAAUCAUGGGAGGAAAUUAUCUUAAUUAUGUGAUUACCAAAGGAUACAUGAUGUGCUCCGGACAAGCAUAGUUUUUUAAAAUUGUUAAUUUGACACAGUAGCCAUCUCAUUCGUCAGUAUUAUUCUAUGCCAUGUCUGUAUCCUCAUUUCUUGCAUAUUAAUAAAGUUUUAUGAUUAUGUUUAUCAGCCUUUUUUGUUUUCUGUAUUUUGAAUAUUUUUCUCAUUUAAUUAGGCUAAAAAUUAAACUUGAAAGAUGUUUCGUUUACAUUAGCCUUGACAUUUUGGUAAAGUUUUCUUAUACAGAUCUGACUUAAAUGCAGUGCAAUGGGAUUCUGCAAUAACCCAUCAUGUACUUGCCAAUAAAGGCACACUGACAGUCAA